AUGAGAGUGAAAAAGCAGAGGAGGCACAGGAAGAUAGUGCGGUUCUACACAGCAUGCUAUGGGUUGAGACAGCCGUACAAGGUGCUAUGUGAUGUGAAUUUUGUGCAUCACCUCGUCGUCAAUCGCAUUACGCCUGCUGACAAGGCCCUCUCUAAUAUCCUGGGUGCCCCUGUCAUGCUUUUCACCACCAAAUGCGCUAUCAGUGAGUUGAAAAAGCAAGAUCUAAGGCAUGUUCCUUCCCAUUCUCAGGCUCUUGAAGCUGCAGAAAGCCUCAUUACUGCAAGGUGCGAUCAUGAGAGAGCCAUGAGUGCUGAUGAUUGCAUCAUGGAUAUUAUUGGGCAGAAUAAUCCCGAGCACUUCUUUGUUGCUACUCAGCAUGCCGAUCUUCGUGAGAAAAUUCUCAAGAUACCAGGUGUCCCUGCUAUUUAUGCUCUGAGAACCGCUCUUUUUCUUGAGUCCCCAUCUGCCGCCCAACGGCAAUUUGUCAAAACUUCUGAAGAACAACGCUUGCAUAUGACUGACUUGGAAUAUAAGAUGUUGACAAAGGGGACAAAUAAUAUGUCGACUUCUCAUCAAGAAAAGGAUCGCUCUGAUGAAGAUGGUUUUGGAGAUCAGAACUUGGAAGUGCAGGCUGUAGCAAAGAAGCACACUGCUAGGAAAGGAUUGGGUGUGAAGGAUAAAGUUCAGUUUAAGAGAAAGAAGGCAAAGGGUCCAAACCCCCUUUCGUGUAAGAAGAAAAAGACUUUGAAAAACCCAGAUCUUCAUUCAGUACAGGAAAGGAAGGAUGGAGAUGCUACUUUGAGGAGUCGUAAGAAGCGGAAUAGGUUGCGGAAAAGCAAAAGGCCUGUCGAGGCAGAUGGCCUCCCCAGAUCCCUCAACUACAGCCUAUGGGACAAGUAUUGGGAUUUUGAGCCCGAUUCCUGGCUUGGUAGCUAUGCGGACCACAAAAUCCCGAAGACCCAUUUGCCCAAAAGCCUUGAACUUCUGCCAUAUCCUAAUAAUGCAUUGAUCAAACAGUAUAUUGUCGAGUACUAUAUUUUGGGGGACUUGAUGAGCUAUAGGGAGCAGAGAACUAGAAUUGCAGCUGACUACGGCUUAAGGAGCCUUGAGGAACAAGGCUAG
Prunus armeniaca (apricot) is the source of this 1122-nucleotide messenger RNA. Lineage: Eukaryota; Viridiplantae; Streptophyta; Magnoliopsida; Rosales; Rosaceae. The record is from the annotation of a GenBank genome assembly.